Molecule: messenger RNA, 3038 nt
Organism: Chinchilla lanigera (long-tailed chinchilla)
Lineage: Eukaryota; Metazoa; Chordata; Mammalia; Rodentia; Chinchillidae
Gene: Pabpc4l
Product: poly(A) binding protein, cytoplasmic 4-like
Exons: 1
Coding region: 438-1676 (412 amino acids)
Cellular component (GO): ribonucleoprotein complex
Molecular function (GO): RNA binding
Source: RefSeq, a predicted model, not a curated record
GGGGCGGAGGGAAGAAAAACAGUGAAAAAAAUAUUAAAAAGCAAACGUCCCACUUGGCAGCGGGCGCGCGGGAAGUUCCGACCCGAGUUCCGGGUUACGCGCCGCUCAGUCCGUCUGUCCCUCGGUCCGUCCGUCCGCAGCCCGCCCGCACCGCUGCCCUCGGGCUGCGUCUGCAGAGCUUGGUACCGGGGUUCGGGUCGGGCGGGGCGGCGACUGGGUCACGCUGCUCCCCCCCACCCGGGGCUGAAACUCUACGCCGCUGCGCCGGCCGGCUAGGCCUGCUGUCGCCCAGCAGCCAGCAGCUGGGGCGUCCGCCCUCCGGGUCCCCGGAAUUGCGCGCCGAGGGAGCCCUGCGGCCCAGCAGGCUCUGAGACUUCUGAGUGGCCUCGCGACUUGCCCCGAGACCUCCGCGGGUCACGGUUGGGUGAGGGCGCUGCAUGCUCUGGGGGAGCUGUGCUGCAGUCCUGGCCAGCAGGGACCCUGGGGAGCUGGGUCAGGCCCUGCGCUCGCAGGAACAGCGCUGCGGAUCGCGGGGCUCAGCCUGUGCUGGGCGGAGCCAGGAGAUGAGCCUAGAGGCCAAGUACCGCCUGGCCUCCCUGUACGUGGGCGACCUGCACGCCGACGCCACGGAGGACUUGCUGUUCCACAAGUUCAGCGCCGUGGGGCCCGUGCUGUCCAUCCGCAUCUGCAGGGACCUGGCCACCGGCCAGCCGCUGGGCUACGCCUACGUGAACUUCCUGCAGCUGGCCGACGCGCAGAAGGCGCUGGACACCAUGAACUUUGACGUGAUCAAAGGCAAACCCAUCCGCCUCAUGUGGUCACAGCGUGACGCGCACUUGAGGAAAUCGGGCGUUGGGAACGUGUUCAUCAAGAACCUGGACAAAUCCGUGGACAACAAGACCCUGUAUGAGCACUUCUCCCGUUUCGGGAAGAUCCUGUCCUCCAAGGUGAUGAGCGAUGAACAGGGAUCCAAGGGUUACGCGUUCGUGCACUUUCAGAACCAGAGCUCUGCCGACUGGGCCAUCGAGGCGAUGAAUGGCAAAGUGAUCAGGGACCGGCAGGUGUUUGUCGCCCCAUUCAAAAACCGCAAGGAUCGGGAAGCUGAAUUCAGUACCAAAGCAAGUGAGUUCACCAACGUUUACAUCAAGAACUUUGGUGAUGACGUGGACAACGAGAAGCUGAAGGGUAUUUUCAGCAAAUAUGGCAAAACCCUGAGUGUUAAGGUGAUGACAGAUUCCAGUGGGAGAUCCAAAGGCUUUGGCUUUGUAAGUUUUGAUAGCCACGAGGCCGCCAGAAAGGCUGUUGAAGAAAUGAAUGGGAAGGACAUCAACGGGCAGCUCGUUUUUGUAGGUAGGGCGCAAAAGAAGGAAGAACGACAGGCUGAGCUGAGGCAGAUGUUUGAGCAGCUGAAGAAAGAAAGAAUCGGUAGGUGCCAGGGAGUAAAACUUUAUAUCAAGAACUUGGAUGACACCAUUGAUGAUGAGCAGCUACGGAAGGAGUUUUCAUCCUUUGGAUCUAUUAGCAGAGUCAAGGUCUUGGGGGAGGAAGGACAAAGGAAAGGGUUUGGCUUGGUGUGCUUCUCCUCCCCCGAGGAAGCUACCAAGGCCCUCACUGAGAUGAAUGGCCGCGUCCUGGGCUCCAAACCCCUCAACAUCGCCCUGGCCAAGCGGCACUGAGACAGAGCGACGUUCUCACCAGCCGAUGGGGAGAAAUACAGAUCUUUACUUGCAUUGUCUUCAGUAAAGGAAUCCCACCGAUGGCUGCUUUAAAGUAAAUUGUGUAAUACACUGUUUUAUCACGUAAAUCCAUUUUUUUUUUCCGUGUAUGGAAAAAUAAAUGCAUGUGAAGUUCAUUUUACAGGGGGCACAUCUUCAGCUGUUAAAAUUGUAUCUUUUUCUCAGUGUUGAUACAGUAUUUGCAGCAAUAAAUAGAAUUAUGUUUUGAACUAACUAAAGUCAGAUAAUUGAGUUGUUUGCAUAUUUUUCUUUCUCAUGUUAGUAAGAUGGCUAAGCUUAAUUUCUUCUAUGAAAAUGUGCUCAAAUAGAUUCCAAUGUAGUUUUAGUUUAGCAAUAUUUUAGGACUUUUCUUCAAAGCUUUUUGAUGAAUCAAGAGUUAAAUUGCUAGUACAAAUUCAGUUGAAUAUCCAAUUUCAUUUUGGAUUGGUGUUUUUAGCUAUGAGGAAAUACUUGGACUUCUUGUAAAUUUGUAUCUUGACAUCAUUAUUUUUCUAAUGAUUCCACAUAAGAUGGUGUAGAUUUUUAAAAUCUCCUAUGAACUGACUUUAAGAGAUAGUUUUUACUCUUUAAAUUGGUUUACUGUAAUUCUCCUACUUUCUAGUAAUCUAAAUUGCUCACUUGUGUAGUACAAACUUAACUUUCACAUUCCAGAAGUUAUAAAUCUGUAGCAAUGCAGGCAACCCAAAGUUGUAUUUUCGUAUGUAUGCAACUGAAUGUCAUGCCUUAAGGUUUUGCUAGACACCAAGAUCAUGUAAAUAAGUAUGUAUAGAACAUAGAAACCUGUUUACAUUCUGUGUUUUUAAAUCUGCUGUGUAGUUAUCCAUGUGCUGAUAUUUUCUUGGGUUUCAGAAAAGAAAGUUUCUUUAUUUUUAUAAACGUAUACCUCUUGUUAUUAGAUUAUGAGAGCUAUGUAACCCAUCACGAUGCUUUUUUAGCCUUAAGUGAUCAGAAAAUCACUGGCUGUUUGUAUGAGAAUUCAAAGUGGCAUUGCUUGGACUCUUUUCUAGCACAGGUUGUAUUCUAAUCCCAUUCCUAUGUUUUCUUCCCUGCUUUUCAAUCAUCAAUAUUUCUCUGUUCAUUUUUUAGUACUUAAAAGUACUCUAGUAUAGUAGGCCUUAUUAUGUGCUUCAAAUCCAUUUGGGAAAUGAGACAAGAGUUAUGUGUUUACAUUUAAAUCAUUAUUGUAUAAACCAUGAUUCAUUUAUACCAAAGAUAUCUGGAAAAAGAUUUUGUUAUCACUUCACUCAUUUUUAUUUGCUUAGGUAUUUCUUUUGAUCUUAUAUCCAAAUAUUUUGUUUCAUA